UUUGUCCGCGUGACAGAGGGGGGCGGAGCCAUCCGCGCCCGCGGGGUGACCGGAAGAGCCGCGGGAGGAGGAGCGGCGGAUGCGGCGGCUGGCAGGAGUUGGAGCUGAACCGGGUCUGUAGCCCAGCAGGUUAGGCGCCAUGGCGACCGAGGCUACCGAGCUGAUGGAUGAGCCUGAGAGCCAUUCUUACGAGGAGGAGGAGGAGGAGGAGGAGGAAGAGGAGGAGGAGCAGGAGCAGGAGGAGAAGGCCACCAGUCCCACAGACCUGUCCGAGCUGCUGAAGGAAGGGACCAAGGAGGCCCAUGACCGGGCUGAGAACACCCAGUUUGUCAAAGAUUUCCUGAAGGGACACAUCAAGAGGGAACUCUUCAAGCUGGGCACAGCAGCCCUUUACUUCACAUAUUCUGCACUGGAGGAGGAGAUGGAGCACAACAAGGACCAGCCCAGCUUUACCCCCCUGUAUUUCCCCUUGGAGCUGCACCGGAAGGAAGCCUUAGCAAGAGACCUGGAGUAUUUGUAUGGGGAAGGCUGGGAGGAGAAGAUCCAGUGCUCAGAAGCCACUCAGCACUACGUGGAUCGCAUCCAUUAUGUUGGGCAGCAGGAGCCGGAGCUCCUGGUGGCCCAUGCUUACACCCGCUACAUGGGGGACCUUUCUGGGGGUCAGGUGCUGAAGAGGGUGGCUCAGCGUGCACUGAAGUUGCCAAGCAGUGGAGAAGGGAUCAACUUCUACAUGUUUGAAAACAUUUCCAACCCCCAGCAGUUCAAGCAGUUCUACCGAGCCCGGCUGAACGCCCUGGAUGUGUCCCAGGAGACCAAGGAGAGGAUCGUCAAGGAGGCCAACAGGGCCUUUGAAUUCAACAUGCAGGUCUUCGAGGAGCUGGACAAGAUCGGGGCUUUAUUACCAGAAGAAGUCCAAGAUGGCGGCCUCCCAGUGCAUGAUGGGAAGGGAGACAUGCGCAAAUGCCCGUACUAUGCCCCGAAACCCGCUGGCUCCAAGGAUGCUGCCUGCCCCUGCCACCUCGCCCUGGCUGCCCUGAAGCAGCCCACCGUCCAGCUGGUCUUGGCAGCCUGCGUUGCAGUCACUGCUGGCAUUGCAGCCUGGUACGUGAUGUGAGGCUGGGCACCGGCUGCCCAUUGGCCCUUGAAGAAAGUGCUCCUUUUCUCCAUUGAAAUAAGUGGACUUUUAAUGCCGGAUUUAAUUGAGGAAACAUUAAACCCAAAUCCAGUGUACAAAUGCCUGUGUGUCCAAACAAUUAGGAGCAGAACUAAUCAGAAAAUCUGAGCUAUUGUCUUGGGGAGAGAAGGGGCCUGAAGCAGGGGUGAAAUCUACUUACCUUCCCUACUGGUUUGGAAGUGCACGCGCCACGAGUAAAAAACAGGUUACUUCCUGGUUAAAACCAGGAAGUAAUGACGGGUGGGUGGGCGGAGCCUCACACUGCCAUCGCUACCAGUUCGGCUGAACCAAUCCGAACAGGUAGCGUUUCACCCCGGCCUGAACGGUUAGAGCUUUUCUCUUCCAGAACUUUUCUCUUCCACACUACAUGGAGGGUGGGCGGUUGGGGGACAGGCAGGCAGUCCUCUCACCUGGAUGCAGAAUGCAGUUCACUCCCAUUUACUUGCAGGAGGGCUCUUCAAUUUGUACAUAUGGAAAGUGAUAAUGGUUUAAUGUUCGUGUAACUUCUAGACUAUGGCAAUGCCUCUGACAUAAUAAAAUUGAUCUUUGGUUUC
This is a messenger RNA of Pantherophis guttatus, 1728 nucleotides long. It is a transcript of the gene HMOX2, whose product is annotated as heme oxygenase 2. Gene Ontology annotation, molecular function: heme binding; heme oxygenase (decyclizing) activity. Lineage: Eukaryota; Metazoa; Chordata; Lepidosauria; Squamata; Colubridae. Gene Ontology annotation, biological process: heme catabolic process; heme oxidation; response to oxidative stress. The record is from RefSeq and is a predicted model, not a curated record.